Molecule: messenger RNA, 479 nt
Organism: Aphanomyces invadans
Lineage: Eukaryota; Oomycota; Saprolegniomycetes; Saprolegniales; Verrucalvaceae
Exons: 2
Coding region: 1-237 (78 amino acids)
Source: RefSeq, a predicted model, not a curated record
AUGAGCAAAGCCAUGCACAAGCAGCUUGCUUGGAGCACGGACAUUUGCCUGGCCUUGCUUCGCGAGGUUGUGCGCGUCGAGCCCUACGACUGCGAGUACGGCACAUUCAUUGCAAGAUGGAAAGUCAUCGCAGCUAGCCUGGCCACACUUUUCAAAUGCGAGAUUCCGUACCGGUCUGCACGAGACCAUUACGAGUCGAUGGUGGAGGCAUUCAAGUCGACUGACAAGGUGCAAUGAUUGACCUUGUGGACCGGUGAGCGGUGCCCGAAGAAUUGAAGAAGUCGAAGAAAGACAAGGAGCAAAGACGGCGCGACUCUCUGGAGUCCACAGGGUCCCAACUGUGUCUUGAAGCAGAGCAGUGGGUAGCCAAGCGUCAACGGUCCGUGAGUUCAGUGGCCACCAAAAGAGAAGAACAAGAUGCGGUGACACAGGAACUUCACGAAUUUGAGAAGAAAAAGCAUUCUGACGAUCAUUUGUAU